GUGUGAGGGAACGCUCGUGAGUGAGCUCCUAAUCGCGUGACAUGUGACUACAAUUCACUACAUAGAGAAGUUUGAAGAGUUCGCCAUACCUUCUUUCCUGUUUUACAAAUAUAUGUGGUAUUGCACAUGAAGCAAAUACUUUGAAAAAAUUCUGACUUCAGUUUCACUUGAUCUAGCACUGUCUGAUAGUAUUCGUGGUGAUAUCUACGUGUGAAGUUAAUUUCUUUGUACUCUGCUUCAACACUUCGUUAUAAAGAUUGUACCGAAGAAAAUGGUCCUCAUUCGUCUGGUAGCUGUCAUAGUGACAUGGUGCUGGAUAGCAGCCGGGGUUGUGGGGAUGGCUGGGGGUCAACGAGCCCCUUGUUACCAGUGUGAGAUGUACAGAGAGAAGCAUCCUCAUUCCCAUCCAUAUACAGCUGUACGAGCCCACUGUGUUUACCCAUGCAACUGCGGACCCAUACCCUCGUGUGGACCUGGGACGCCCAUAAUUCAAGACGGGUGUGGGUGCUGCUGGCAGUGUGCCAGGCAAGCGGGUGAAUCCUGUGAUGGAGUGACACUGUGCGAUAUUUCGAGAGGCCUCACCUGCAGGUACAACACCACAGCUGAUGCCGCCGGCGUCUGUCAAGAAGUAUUUGAGGCGAGAUGUACCGUUAACGGUACUAUCUACGAACAUGGAGAGACAUUCUUACUGGAUUGUCGGACACAGUGCACAUGCCAGAAUGGGACAUACGCCUGCGUAUCCUUAUGUCCGGGAGAGAGCCUGCAUCCAAGCGAAGAGUGCCUCAACCCUCAUCUUGUGUCUGUUCAAGGGCAAUGCUGCAGAGAAUGGAUGUGUGAUGUAGUUCCGAAUGAAACUGAAGGCUCUCCUGGAUGCAACAGGCGAUCAGGGAGCUGGUCCGAGUGUUCCUCUAUAUCCUGUGGAGUCGGGGUAUCAGUCAGAUGGUCAACGGACAACGCCCAGUGCCGUCUGGUUAACCACACUCGAUUGUGCCAAGUCAGAGCGUGUCAGAAGCAAGGACAAUUGGAAGGAGCGUCGUCCACUCCCAAGGUAGCAGCCAUACCUACGAGGAGACACCACAUACGGGCAAGUAUAGUCAUGGUAAUUCCUCAACUUCAGGGACUUUUUCAUGUAAGUCUAAAAUGAUGGAAAUCGCUGUUAUUCAUCAUAU
Macrobrachium nipponense is the source of this 1169-nucleotide messenger RNA. RefSeq names its product CCN family member 5-like. The record is from RefSeq and is a predicted model, not a curated record. Gene Ontology annotation, molecular function: integrin binding; heparin binding. The transcript is spliced from 6 exons. Lineage: Eukaryota; Metazoa; Arthropoda; Malacostraca; Decapoda; Palaemonidae. Gene Ontology annotation, cellular component: extracellular matrix; extracellular region. Bases 272 to 1144 code for a protein of 290 amino acids. Gene Ontology annotation, biological process: signal transduction; cell adhesion.